AUGAGCAGUAAAGUAGUUUCACCAUUCAUGAAAGAUGUUCCUCCAUUUAACCUAUACUAUACAGAUAAACUUAACAAGCUUUGUCCAUCAAUACAAUGGAAUAUUUGGAAAAGUCUCACAACAGGAAAAUAUCCUAUUAGAACAGUGGAAAGUAAAUUACAAGAUAUAACCACUCUUACUAACAUACCCCUACCACCUCAGAAAAUUAAUAUUGAGUAUGAGAUGAGGCUUGAGGCAAAUAAGAAACUAUGUUGUGAAAUCAAAGAAAAAAAGUUAGUAUUAUAUCAUGCAGAAAAAUCACUUGCAUCUAUGAAGCAAUAA
Molecule: messenger RNA, 321 nt
Organism: Entrophospora sp. SA101
Lineage: Eukaryota; Fungi; Glomeromycota; Glomeromycetes; Entrophosporales; Entrophosporaceae
Source: the annotation of a GenBank genome assembly